Molecule: messenger RNA, 579 nt
Organism: Dentiscutata heterogama
Lineage: Eukaryota; Fungi; Glomeromycota; Glomeromycetes; Diversisporales; Gigasporaceae
Source: the annotation of a GenBank genome assembly
AUGCUUAUAUCACAAUAUGCUUCUGUGAAAGAUGAGAAAAGUGAUCUUUGCUUAGAAAGUUCAUCCCUUAACAAGGAUAAGAUUCUUUGUCUUAAAGGUGAAAUAGAUAAACUGAAAGCCAAAGUAGAAGAAUUAGAAUUGGAAAUAGAAUUAGAAUACACAUCUCAUGAUUCAGAUACCACUUCAUUUAGGGAUAAAAUAAGUGAAUUAAAUUCCCUUAAUCAUAUAUUGGAGCAGGAAAAAGAUGAUUUAAAUUCAAAGAAACAUGAAUUGAAAGCCAAGAUAGGGCGUAAGGAUUCUGAAAUCACCUCUCUUGAAGCUAAAACUAGAAUAAGGAAAUUGAAAGAUCAGUUAGAACAACAAAUAUUCCAGUCAUCUCACGAAUCGAACAUAAUUGGUAGAGCUGAAGCAGAUCCAAACUCAGCUAAGAACUCUUUGGAAAAAGAGUUUCUUCCUCAAGAAACCAAUACUCAUUUAGCAGAGCAAAUUUUGAAAGCAUCUAGUGAGUUUAAUGAAGUGAUUGGAGAUGAUAGCAAACCAGAGAAAGUUAACGAAAUCACUAGCCCUGAAAUAAUCUCA